This is a messenger RNA of Nematolebias whitei (Rio pearlfish), 4032 nucleotides long. It is a transcript of the gene raraa, whose product is annotated as retinoic acid receptor, alpha a. The transcript is spliced from 8 exons. Gene Ontology annotation, cellular component: nucleus; transcription regulator complex. Lineage: Eukaryota; Metazoa; Chordata; Actinopteri; Cyprinodontiformes; Rivulidae. Gene Ontology annotation, biological process: retinoic acid receptor signaling pathway; regulation of transcription by RNA polymerase II; cellular response to corticotropin-releasing hormone stimulus. The record is from RefSeq and is a predicted model, not a curated record. Gene Ontology annotation, molecular function: nuclear receptor activity; zinc ion binding; nuclear glucocorticoid receptor binding. Bases 418 to 1785 code for a protein of 455 amino acids.
AUGAAUCCUCAGAUGCUGCUCUGUGUUUGAGCAGCUGCACACACACAUAUCUAUAUAUAUAUAUAUAUAUAUACACACAUAUAUAUUUAUAUAUUUAUGCGUGUGUGCGUUUUGCGCUGGAAGUGCGCGCGGCUCCAGCCCCGGGACACGAUGCGCACCGCUCCUUUUUCCCCCCAGACUGAUCGGAUCGGAUCCGGCUGACUUCACCCACCGCUCGGGUUGUGUCCUCCAGCCAAGAGACAUGCCGAGAGCUCACGUGCACCCGCUGGCUUUGGCUGCAUCCCUCGUCCCUGCGUGUUGACGCCGCUCCGCCACAUCCUGCUGAAAGCCGCACAAGGCUCCUUCGCGUGUUUUCAUAGCGUUUUGUUGUUGUUUUUUUUUUCCUCCCCCCUCCUCCUCCUCCUCCCCCCGCUGCGUAUGAUGUACGAGAGUGUGGACGUUGUGGGACUGAAUCCCAGCCCGAACCCGUUUCUAAUGAUGGAUUAUUACAACCAGAGCAGAGGAUGUUUGAUCCCAGAGAAAGGACUGGUGCCCGGAGCGCCCCAUCCCUACAGCACGUCCAUCAGGAACCAGCACUGGAACGGAUCCAAUCACUCAAUAGAAACCCAGAGUACCAGUUCAGAGGAGAUAGUGCCAAGCCCGCCCUCGCCUCCCCCGCCACCCCGCGUCUACAAGCCCUGCUUUGUGUGCCAGGACAAGUCCUCAGGGUACCACUAUGGUGUCAGCGCCUGUGAAGGCUGCAAGGGCUUCUUUCGGAGAAGCAUCCAGAAGAACAUGGUGUACACUUGUCACCGAGAGAAGAACUGCAUCAUCAACAAAGUCACCCGCAAUCGCUGCCAGUACUGUCGGCUACAGAAGUGCCUGGAAGUCGGGAUGUCUAAAGAGUCUGUGAGGAACGACCGGAACAAAAAGAAGAAGGAUGAGAAGAAGCAGGAGUGCACGGAGAGCUACGUGCUGAGUCCAGACACAGAGCAGAUGAUUGACAGGGUUCGCAAGGCACACAAGGAAACCUUCCCCUCCCUCUGCCAGCUGGGCAAAUACACUACGACUAACAGCUCAGAAAGGCGUGUGUCCUUGGACGUUGACCUGUGGGACAAGUUCAGCGAGCUCUCCACCAAGUGCAUCAUAAAGACGGUGGAGUUCGCAAAGCAGCUGCCGGGUUUCACAACGCUCACCAUCGCUGACCAGAUCACGCUGCUCAAAGCUGCCUGUCUGGAUAUUCUGAUACUGCGGAUCUGUACGCGCUACACGCCAGAGCAGGACACCAUGACCUUCUCAGAUGGACUCACGCUAAACAGAACCCAGAUGCACAACGCUGGCUUCGGUCCCCUCACAGACCUGGUGUUUGCCUUUGCCAACCAGCUCCUUCCUUUGGAGAUGGAUGAUGCAGAGACGGGGCUGCUUAGCGCCAUCUGCUUGCUGUGCGGAGAUCGACAGGACUUGGAAGAAGCGGACAAGGUGGAUGUCCUGCAGGAGCCCCUUCUGGAGGCGCUGAAGCUUUACGUGAGACGGAGGCGGCCUCACAAACCUCAUAUGUUUCCCAAGAUGCUGAUGAAGAUAACGGACCUGAGAAGCAUCAGUGCUAAAGGAGCUGAACGCGUUAUCACGCUGAAGAUGGAGAUCCCCGGCUCCAUGCCACCUCUCAUCCAGGAGAUGUUGGAGAACUCAGAGGGUCUGGAAAGCGGGGCUGCAGGCAGCAGGCCCAACGGCGCCCCCCCAGGAAGCUGCAGUCCCAGUCUGUCCCCCAGCUCGGCCCAAAGCAGUCCAGCCACACAAUCGCCGUAGUAAUGGCCCACCUUUUCGUUAUUCGCUCUCUCUCUCUCUUCAUGUUGGUCUCUGUCUCCUCCCACGUUGUUCUGAACCGGAGGGACAAAGGAGGUGGGCUUUGACCCACAGGAGACUGGCAGAGCCGACCUCCUCCUCUCCAGCGACACAAGUCCACAUCUCCUGAUCUGCUUGCCAUCACCGCAGGAACACUGUCCGGACAUGAGUGGGGAGGUGAGGCCGGAGCAGGUCAGGUGACAGGAUGACGCAUCGUUGACACUGCUGAUCCACCUCCCUCCACGCUCCUCCCCAUCGCUUCCACCUUCCUCAGAAAGAUGGAAACAAACCUGGACGCAGUGACGACCAGUCCUGAAUGAAAGCGAGUGAGAGCAGCACAAUGGGACGAAUAAAAAGGACAAUAAAUACAGACUGACCUAAACACCAGACACUUUGUUUUUUGUUGUUGUUGUUGUCGUUGUUGUCGUCGUUGUUGUUGUUGAUGUUUUGUUGUACUCUGAAGCAGACUGCAACGUUGGGACUUGUCAAAAGACCUCACUCCUCAAAGACUUUGGGUCUUGACUCUUUUUUCCAUUUUCAAAAAAAAAGAAGCAAAAACAAGAAAAAGAACAGAUUUUGUACAAAAGAUACAUAAAUAUAUAUAGAAAAAGUAAGGAACUAUUGUGAUGGGCGUGUCCAGAAGAGAGCUGCAGGUGGAAAUGAGGACAUGUUUACUGCGCUGAGAUUAGUAAUUGUUGUACUCCUUCACCCUUUGAAUCUUUUCACACCUAUCAAGAGUAACGAGACACGUUUCUGUUUGUGUAUUAUUCUCAUUAACAAGAAAAGGAUUUUGACAUUUCUCAAGUCGUGCAAACAAUUACACAAAUGUGCACAGAAAAACAGCAAAUAUCACCUUCUAUUCCAGGUUCGUUUUCCUAGUUUUUAUUUUAUUUUUUUCAUUUUUGUUUUCCUCCAAGUGAAUGAAAAAAAAAAUGAUUGUAUGAACUUGGUUAUAUGAUAUCAUCACAGGUCCUUUCAAGAAAUCAAAUUAAUGAAGAUUCAUCAUUAAGGUGUAUUUUAAGUGGCUUUUGAGUUUGUGUAUAUAAGCUGUAUUCAUUUCUUUAAAACUAUGAAGCGUUUUAGGCUACACGUGAUUUUUUUAAAAAUUCCUUUUAAUGUGUUUUGUUAUAGAUUUUGUGAUUUAAGACAAUACAGUAUGAGCACAUUUUACUGAAGGAAGUUCUUUCAUGUUUUAUAACAGACCUUUCACCAAUCACUGGCUGUUCAGAAUGUGGCUUUCAUAAACAAUUUCCCCCUCCCCACCCACACACACACUUUUUUUUUUUUUUAAAAAGCUUUUUUAUGUACAGUAGAUAACAAAGUAGCACUCCUGACGGGGCAUAGCUUUUUAUUUUGCCAUGUAGCAGAACGAGAAGAGGAAAAUUGUGAGUUAGAUGCCAUCUGUUGCCUGGAAGGCCCAGCUGAUGUGUGAUGUGAGGAACAGUGUAUAUAUACCGUGUAUUAAUGACACCGUUCUCAGGACACUGAACGAAUCGAUCCGUAGCGGACGAGACGAGAUUGUAGUCUGCUCUGUCCACGUUCAGGUCCCAAACGUACAAGUUCUCACAAAUCAAGCCCCUUCCCGGCAACAUUUAGGAACAUAUAUGUGACCUUUUGCUGGAUCCAGAGCAACCUCACGCCCUGUGACUCACUUUACACCAAAACGCCUUCAUCAUUAAUACGUGUUAUCUGGACCAUCGUUACUGUAAACGCACCAAUGUCUCAGGAAGGAAUCAUUUUGUGUGCUUGGCCUGUUAUUUGUAUGUGUACUGUGAUGCAACCCCUAAGCCUCCAAUCACAAAUGCACAUGUGUACACACUUCUGCUACUGAGCCCCUGAAUUUUCUCUCCAAUCACCCACUCUUGUUAGGCCUGGCAGACCAGGACUCGUGCAGAGUGACUCGAACCCUGACCGCUCAGUGUUGCAGCAUAGGAUGCCAGUGUGGAGCCUCUCUGAUUCACGUGUACUUUUUUUUUUUUUUAAUUGUACGGGGAAAAAAAGAAAAGAAAAGAAAAAGCUGCUUUCAUUCUUUAGGACUCAACCUGUCCAGAACAGCGCACAGCAUUUCCCUCCACAGAUAAUCUGGAUUAGCAAGAGACACACCGUCAGUUUGAAGAGUAUGGAACAUGUUGCAAUUUUGUCAAGAUUAUCAAGGAACUUUGAAAAAAACAAAAAAGAUACAAAAAAUAAAAUAAAACCAACAUUUAAUAA